CCUACAGGCUCACGAGCCUGGCAGUAGCCCUCCCCACUUCUCCAUGCCGCCCCGCCAUCCAUUCCCUCUCCCCGUCCCACCCACUCUGUCUGGGAACUGCUGUGCUGGCUGGGCUGGAUCUGCCAGCCCAAGGUUGCGUUUCCUCCCCAGACGCCUCGGUCCUGCCCUGUCGGCUCAGGCACCGCUGAGAUCCAGCAAGAGACAGACAACCGGCCCCUGCUCCCCCCUCGCUCCGCCUUGGGCGGCCCCCGCGCUGCUCCGGGCCAGAGGAGGGACUUUGUCGGGGGGCUGGGCUGCGGCAGAGUUUUAACGGAGCCGGGACAGGGCUUCCCGCAUUCGGGGCCAGGAGGCUGCAGCGUGCGGCCGCACAGGGGAGAAGGGGAAGGAUGCAACUGGAGUAUCCCGCUCCGGCCUCCUCUCUGCGCGUCCCACCCGAGCCAGGCGCCUGCAGCAACCUGGGCAUGGUGCUGGCGCCAUACGCGGGCAGCACGGCGGGCAGUGGCCAGGCCCCGGCCGGCGAGGCCGCCAAGCCGCCCUACAGCUACAUCGCGCUGAUCACCAUGGCCAUCCAGAGCACGCCGGAGAAGCGGAUCACGCUGAACGGCAUCUACCGCUACAUCAUGGGCCACUUCACCUUCUACCGGGACAACAAGCAGGGCUGGCAGAACUCCAUCCGCCACAACCUCUCGCUCAACGAGUGCUUCGUCAAGGUGCCCCGCGACGACAAGAAGCCGGGCAAGGGCAACUACUGGACGCUGGACCCCGACUGCUACAACAUGUUCGAGAAUGGCUCCUUCCUGCGCCGCCGACGCCGCUUCACCCGCAAGCGAGGCCGAGGAGACGCGCCGGGCACCGAGGCCGAGGAGACGCGCAAGAAGCCGUCCAAGCCCCGCACGCGGCAGGUCCCCCCAGCCCCAGCUCCAGCCCCAGCCCCAGCCCCGGAGAUCAAGACCGAGGGUGGCUAUUCCCCGCUAGAGCCAAGCGGUGCCAGCCAGAUGCUCUCCGGGGAGGCACAGGGCGAUGCCAAGGAGCGUGCCCAGAGCAGCGUGGAUCCCGGUGCCCGGUGCCCGGAGCAGCCCAGGAAGUACCUGCAGAAGCCCCGGCAGGCGUGCUUGUACCUGCCGGAGGGGCCGGAGCCCAAGCCCCAGCUCUUUAAGGAGCCGUGCUACCCGCUGCCGGAGAGCCGGGGGCAGGAGCUGCCCCUGCUGAAGGAGCCCAUCUUCGGGGGGCUCCAGCCACACAUCCCGAUGCCUCGACUGAGCCCCUACACCAGCCCCGGGGAGCGCUUGAGCCAGCCGGCCCCCGAGAUCAAGGACUCUCUGCCGGAUGCGGUGCUCGCCGAGAGCGCGCUGGAGACCAAGGAGCCGGCAGCCCCCGCCCUGGGGCUGGCCCAGCCCUUCAGCCAGGUGGCCCCGGGAUUCGCCACCCCGCUGCUGGGUCCCGGCAAGGCCCCGCUGCCCUGCGGCCGGCAGCCCUCGCCCGCCUGCUUCCCUGGUUUCGAGGGCGAGGCCUACGUCAAGCCGGCGCUGCCCAUGUUCGGCUCCUUCGGCUGCGCGGGCACCGACGCCCUGAGCGGGAACUACCAGUGCCGCGUGCAGGCGCUGAGCUUCUGCAUGAACGAGCGCCCGUGCAGCUCGGCCCUGGAGCACAUCCUCAGCUCGGCCCAGCCCGGUGGCCCCGGGGCGCCCGUGCAGCCGCCCCCCUUCCACCCAGCCCUCCAGCUGCCCGGGGACCAGAAGGAGUCCUGGCCCGGGGGCGCCUUCCCCCUGCAAGGGGGCAACAGCUACCACCUGGGGCUGCCCAAAUGCAUCUACCGGACACCGGGCAUGUUCUUCUUCGAGUGACGGGAGCAGGCUGAGGGAGAGAGAGACGCUCCGUGUAAGUUAUUGCCUCCCGCUGGGGACUGCCCGGCACAGCCCGCACACACCCGGCUGCCGGGGGGAUCCCUGGGGGUCCGACAGUGCCACCAACCCCUUUGCCCCAGCUUGUAUCCUACGGGACCGGGGACAGACUCGGUGCCAGCCUGCGGAAUAAAGCACGUUCCCCCA
Messenger RNA from Alligator mississippiensis (American alligator), 2048 nucleotides. RefSeq names its product forkhead box S1 (gene FOXS1). NCBI's taxonomy places the organism in Eukaryota, Metazoa, Chordata, Crocodylia, Alligatoridae. Gene Ontology annotation, molecular function: RNA polymerase II cis-regulatory region sequence-specific DNA binding; DNA-binding transcription factor activity, RNA polymerase II-specific. Gene Ontology annotation, biological process: anatomical structure morphogenesis; cell differentiation; regulation of transcription by RNA polymerase II. Bases 387 to 1844 code for a protein of 485 amino acids. The transcript has a single exon. The record is from RefSeq and is a predicted model, not a curated record.